AUGAAAUUCCUCAAGAAGAUCAUCCUAAAACUGAUUUGCGCUAAAUGGAAUGAAUUGAAAAGUGCCAUCUCGGCUCCAUCUCGUCCCACCGAUUUGGUCGACAGGGGCUCUUCUCUCCAAGAAUCGUUCAACAAGAACCCCAAACGAAAUCGGGAAUCUAAUGAGUAUUCGUCUUUCAGCUUUGAUCCCAUCUCUGCCCCAAGUCACAGCCAAUCAGAUCCAAUUACCUACUCGAGCUUGGAAGAGACGACAGAAAUCAACGAUUCGGAUUUGACCGUACCUGAGCUCGAAACCUCGUACCAGAUUAGUCAACUCGGCGAAAUCGUCGAUUACACGCAGAAUUCAAAUCCGUCUUUACCACCAUUUGUGGCAGCCGCGCGAGCUUUCGUCGAAAAAGAGACCCCGUUUGUCACGCCAUUCUUUAUGCCACCAAAACGGCGACGUUUCGUGGCUGGGAGACGGCUUCGCAGUCGAAUCACGAAGGCGGCAAAGAAUUGGAACAAGGCUGUCGAUCAAUUUCAGCGCCGGAAUCCCACCACCGAGCACAGCACAUACAUUGUACGUGUCACCAGGAAUAGUCAGAAGACC
Messenger RNA from Mesorhabditis belari, 588 nucleotides. The record is from the annotation of a GenBank genome assembly. Lineage: Eukaryota; Metazoa; Nematoda; Chromadorea; Rhabditida; Rhabditidae.